Chanos chanos (milkfish) is the source of this 3114-nucleotide messenger RNA. RefSeq names its product protein phosphatase 2, regulatory subunit A, beta b (gene ppp2r1bb). NCBI's taxonomy places the organism in Eukaryota, Metazoa, Chordata, Actinopteri, Gonorynchiformes, Chanidae. Gene Ontology annotation, biological process: protein dephosphorylation. The record is from RefSeq and is a predicted model, not a curated record. Gene Ontology annotation, cellular component: cytoplasm; nucleus; cytosol. Gene Ontology annotation, molecular function: protein phosphatase regulator activity; protein binding. The transcript has 15 exons. Bases 23 to 1792 code for a protein of 589 amino acids.
GGAAGCCAUAUUUAAUUUCAAAAUGGCUGGAGCUGAGGGAGACGAUUCGCUUUACCCCAUAGCCGUGUUAAUUGAUGAACUACGAAAUGAAGAUGUUCAGUUGCGGCUGAACAGCAUUAAAAAGCUGUCCACAAUUGCCCUGGCCUUGGGAGUUGAGAGGACACGCACAGAACUCCUCCCCUUUCUUACUGACACCAUUUAUGAUGAAGAUGAAGUGCUUCUUGCCCUGGCUGAGCAGCUUGGUAAUUUCACCAUGUUGGUUGGAGGACCAGAGUAUGUCCACUGUCUCCUGCCUCCUCUGGAGAGUUUGGCCACAGUGGAAGAGACAGUGGUUAGGGACAAGGCUGUAGAGUCGCUGCGUAAGAUCUCUCAGGAGCACUCGCCUGUGGAUCUGGAGGUGCAUUUUGAGCCCCUGGUGAAGAGACUGGCCAGCGGAGAUUGGUUUACCUCACGCACGUCAGCCUGCGGCCUGUUCAGCGUCUGUUACCCUCGCGUCUCUAGCACUGUCAAAGCAGAGAUUCGCCAGCACUUUCGCACUCUCUGCUCCGAUGACACCCCCAUGGUCCGUCGCGCGGCAGCCUCAAAGCUGGGCGAGUUUGCCAAAGUCCUGGAGCUGGAGUAUGUCAAAAGCGACAUCAUCUCCCUCUUCACUGCGCUCGCUUCUGAUGAACAGGAUUCUGUGCGUCUGUUGGCGGUGGAGGCUGGUGUCAGUAUUGCCACCCUCCUGCCCCAGGAGGACCUGGAGACUCUGGUUAUGCCCACUCUGCGCCAAGCCGCCGAGGACAAGUCCUGGAGAGUACGCUACAUGGUGGCUGACAAGUUCUCAGAGUUGCAAAAGGCUGUUGGUCCGGAAAUCACCAAGAAUGACCUGGUCCCAGCAUUCCAGAACCUGCUGAAAGACUGUGAGGCAGAGGUCCGUGCUGCUGCCGCCAACAAGGUCAAAGAGUUUUGUGAAAAUUUGCCUGAAGAUGGCAGAGAGACCAUCAUAAUGACUCAUAUUCUACCAUGUGUCAAGGAACUGGUGUCAGACACUAACCAGCAUGUGAAAUCAGCACUGGCCUCCGUCAUUAUGGGUCUGUCCACUAUCCUGGGCAAGGACAACACCAUAGAGCAUCUGCUCCCACUCUUCCUGGCCCAGCUGAAGGACGAGUGUCCGGAGGUUCGUCUAAAUAUCAUCUCUAACCUAGACUGUGUCAACGAGGUGAUUGGCAUUCGCCAGCUGUCCCAAUCUCUGCUGCCAGCCAUCGUGGAGCUGGCAGAAGAUGCCAAGUGGAGGGUGCGUCUUGCCAUCAUCGAGUACAUGCCCCUGCUGGCAGGCCAACUGGGUGUGGAAUUCUUUGAUGAGAAGUUGAAUUCCUUGUGCAUGGCAUGGCUUGUUGAUCACGUUUAUGCCAUCCGAGAGGCAGCCACCUGUAACCUGAUGAAGCUGGUGGAGAAGUUUGGAGCAGAAUGGGCUCAGAACACCAUAGUUCCCAAAGUGCUGGGUAUGGCCAACGACCCCAACUACCUCCACAGGAUGACCACUCUCUUCUGUAUCAACGCUCUCUCUGAGGCUUGCGGGCAGGAGAUCACCACCAAGCACAUGCUGCCUGUGGUUCUGAAGAUGUCCAACGACCAGGUGGCCAACGUGCGCUUCAACGUCGCCAAGUCCCUUCAGAAAAUAGGACCGGUCCUGGACAGCAAUGCCUUGCAGACAGAGGUGAAGCCAGUGCUGGAGAAACUAGCCACAGACCAAGACAUGGAUGUGAAGUACUUUGCUCAGGAGGCCAUAAGCGUUCUCGCCUUGGCCUGAUCAACUUCAUUUUGGGAUUCCACCGAACAACCGUGACAAAGCAAGACUUGUUGCAUUCUAUUUAUUAAUAGUAUUGAAUGGUCGGUUAUGUAUUGCAAAAUCAGUUGAUUUCAUUAACGUCCGUGUUUUUUCCCUUCACUGUCAUUGGUAUUAAAUUGAUCUUGGGGUAGUGCAGGGGUUUCUGCUUUAAUCUUACUCUCGCUGUAAAAUCUGCCUUUGCUCUUAAUGGCACCGUAGUAAAAGAAAAAAGAAAAAAAAAAAAAAUCAAGCACUGCAUGCUCGAUGGUGUGCGCCGUGUCGUCCAUACGAUUCCAGUUAACCUUCUCUGCUCGAUGUACUCGACUGAGCAGCUCUCGUAGAAUCUCCGCUCGCGCCCAAAAACUCGCCUCCACAACGCGACAGCUGUUCUUAGACCCGAGAUCCCGCUACAGCAGAUGGUGUAGAAAUCGCAUCUUCUUGGUUUUCUUCAGAGGAACUGCAAGCUCUCAGCACAUUGUUUACAUGUGUUUUCUCUUGAGGGAGAAGGCUCGUGUAUUUGUGAAGCAUAACGCGGCAUCUUCAGUGGAUCCGCGGCUCGUACUGCUCUGCGUUAGCGGCCAGGCUCUUUUUAAUACGGUCAACAAACGUACGACCCUGUGCCACCUGUUUUUUCUAUGAGGGACCAUCACAAAUGUAUGAUUUGAUAACACUGAAAACUUGACUCUUUCUCCAACAUAGAUUUAUGUUAGGUUUUUUUUCUUUCCCCUUCCCCAGGUAGCUUUAAGAGUCUUAAAUAGCACUUGUUUUAGGUCCUAGAAGACAAGUGACUGCCCUUUUAAUAACUGUCCACUCCUUCAUUUUUUUUUUUUUGUGCCAAUAACGUCCGGACACCGACAGAAAUUUACUUUCAGCAGUUCUUUUCGAUCGUCCCUCGGAUUUGCAGUCGCCGUGCUCCGUUAGUUCAAAGAUUUUUGGUUUUCGUGACUCGGUCUUUAACGAGGGAGACCCGUUUCCGCUGCUCCUGUGGCCCACAGCGUGACGGUGAGCAUGUAGUGCAUGCCUGGGCUGUUCGGGGAGAUGAACACUCACAGUUUUAGUGGGAGAAUGAGGAGUGGGUGAAAGGACUACUCAGUAGUACAGUGAAACUCUCCCUUACAUUUAGUCUUUAGUGUCCCCUCUUUAUCGGGAUCCCAAAUGAACUUUUACCGAACCCUCUCUUGUAUCAUGAAAAUUUUUAUUUUUUUUUGUUCUGUUUUUGUUUUGUUUUUUUUUGUUUGUUUUUAAUACCACAACCAGAGGCUGUACUGUACAAUGAGAACUGAAUAAAGUGAUACAAAAUGUUA